AUGAUUGAGCCUGUCGAGGCCGAGUUUGCCAACCCACCAAUCUUCUCAAACCAGCAGGAGCGCAUCCUGGAGGACGAGGUCAUCGAACAGCCUGGUGCCAUCACCCACGCGUCGGACGACGAGACUCGCGCUGGCACCCCCGAAAAUGAAAAGCUCAAGGGCAAGAUCAUUGUUGACUUUGAGCCUGGAUCCCGCGAGGACCCCCGCGAGUGGAACAAGGGACGCAAGUGGUUUGUCACUCUCUCAUGCGCCGCGCUUUGUUUGACAGUGGCACUUGGCUCUGCCAUGCCCACUGGUGACCUUUCCGGUACCGCCAAGGGCCUUCACGUCUCGGACGAGGUCAUCUAUCUCUCCAUCACCCUCUUCGUGCUCGGUUUUGGUGUCGGCCCCCUUCUCUUUGCCCCUCUCUCGGAGAUGAUUGGUCGCAAGACUGUCUACUCGAUCUCGAUCUUCUUCUACUUCAUCUUCACCCUGCCCUCGUGCCUUGCCACCAACAUUGCCACCAUGCUCGCUGGUCGUAUGAUCGCCGGUAUCGCCUCGUCUGCGCCCAUGACCAACGUAGGUGGCUCUAUUGCCGACGUCUGGGCCGUUGAGGACCGUGGUAUCCCCAUGUCCAUCUUCUCGAUGACUCUCUUCAUGGGUCCCUGCCUGGGUCCCCUCUUCGGCGGCUGGAUCGCCCUCAAGACUGGCCAGUGGCGCUGGAUCUACUGGGUCCUCUUCAUCCUUGUUGGUGUCGUCGCCGCCUUUACCUUUAUCGUCCCCGAGACCUACGCCCCCAUCAUUCUCCGUCGCAAGGCUGCUCGUCUUAACAAGGAGAACAACACCGACGUGUACAUCUCCAAGCACGACCUUGGCAACACCACCACCCUCAAGGAGUCGAUCAAGGUCUCGCUCAUGCGCCCCUUUGUCCUCAUGUUCUGCGAGCCUAUCAUCCUGUUCAUGUCGUUCUACCUGUCGUUCAUCUACUCGCUCCUUUACGCCCUCUUCUUUGCGUUCCCCAUCGCUUUCGAGGAGAUCCGUGGAUGGAACAUGGGCAUGACUGGUGUGUCGUUCGUCUCGAUCAUUAUCGGCAUCGGUCUCGCCAUGUGCAUCAUGCCCGUCCAGGAGAAGCUCUACGCUCGUCACUGCGCGAACGGUGCCGUUCCUGAAGCCCGACUCUACCUCAUGAUGUUGGGCUGUAUCAUCAUGCCCCUCUCCCUCAUGGUCUUUGCCUGGACUACUUUUGAGAAUGGCCCGGACAUCAUUUGGGUCGGUCCUGCCGCAGCUGGCGUCAUGUUCGGCUUUAGCAUGCUCGUCAUCUACAUCUCCGCCAACUCUUACAUCGUCGACUCGUACUCUGACUAUGCUGCGUCUGCCGUUGCCGCCAAGACGUUUAUGCGUUCCUGCAUCGGCGCCACCGUUCCCCUUUGGAUCACUCAACUGUUCCACAACCUUGGGUUCAAUUGGGCUGGCCUCUUUCUCUCGCUCGUUGGAUUUUGCAUUGCCCCCAUCCCUUUCAUCUUCUUCUUCAAGGGAGGAGCUGUUCGUGAGCGCUCCACCCGUGCAACGAAGAACGGGGCCGAGUCCCGCGACGUUGCUCACUAG
Messenger RNA from Apiotrichum porosum, 1584 nucleotides. RefSeq names its product Synaptic vesicle transporter SVOP. Bases 1 to 1584 code for a protein of 527 amino acids. The transcript is spliced from 3 exons. Gene Ontology annotation, molecular function: transmembrane transporter activity. NCBI's taxonomy places the organism in Eukaryota, Fungi, Basidiomycota, Tremellomycetes, Trichosporonales, Trichosporonaceae. The record is from RefSeq and is a predicted model, not a curated record. Gene Ontology annotation, biological process: transmembrane transport.